Messenger RNA from Pygocentrus nattereri (red-bellied piranha), 2014 nucleotides. It is a transcript of the gene rtcb, whose product is annotated as RNA 2',3'-cyclic phosphate and 5'-OH ligase. Gene Ontology annotation, molecular function: RNA ligase (ATP) activity. The coding region runs from base 139 to 1656 and encodes 505 amino acids. Lineage: Eukaryota; Metazoa; Chordata; Actinopteri; Characiformes; Serrasalmidae. The transcript is spliced from 12 exons. Gene Ontology annotation, cellular component: tRNA-splicing ligase complex; nucleus. The record is from RefSeq and is a predicted model, not a curated record. Gene Ontology annotation, biological process: tRNA splicing, via endonucleolytic cleavage and ligation.
CAAAUGGCGGAGUUCACUUCGCUCAGAAGUCAGUGAAUGAAGAGAAGAGGAGUAGCCCACUCUCUCUGCCUUCUCCCUCAGACACAGGCGCUGGCUGAAUCUUCCAGUAAUAGUCUGAAACGCUGAAUAUCUGUCAGAAUGAGUCGGUCGUACAACGACGAGUUACAGUUUCUCGAUAAGAUAAACAAGACCUGCUGGCGAAUCAAGAAGGGCUUCGUCCCAAACAUGCAGGUGGAGGGUGUGUUCUAUGUCAACGAUUCUCUGGAGAAGUUGAUGUUUGAGGAGCUGCGAAAUGCAUGUCGUGGAGGAGGCUUUGGAGGGUUUUUGCCUGCUAUGAAGCAAAUUGGAAAUGUGGCAGCCCUGCCAGGAAUUGUGCACAGAUCUGUGGGCCUUCCUGAUGUUCACUCUGGAUAUGGCUUUGCAAUUGGAAACAUGGCUGCUUUUGACAUGAGUGACCCCACAGCGGUUGUCUCACCAGGUGGUGUUGGUUUUGACAUUAACUGUGGUGUGCGUCUACUAAGGACUAACCUGGAUGAGGGAGAUGUGCAGCCAGUGAAGGAGCAGUUGGCUCAGGCACUGUUUGACCACAUCCCUGUAGGAGUGGGAUCCAAAGGCGUCAUUCCAAUGAAUGCCAAAGAUUUGGAGGAAGCCCUUGAGAUGGGGGUGGACUGGUCUCUGCGGGAGGGCUACGCCUGGGCAGAGGAUAAAGAGCACUGUGAGGAAUAUGGCAGGAUGUUGCAGGCUGACCCAAACAAGGUCUCCUCUAAGGCCAAGAAGCGAGGACUGCCACAGUUAGGGACACUGGGUGCAGGUAAUCACUAUGCUGAGAUCCAGGUGGUAGAUGAGAUCUACAAUGACUAUGCAGCCAAGAAGAUGGGCAUUGAUCACAAGGGCCAAGUGUGUGUGAUGAUUCACAGUGGCAGUCGUGGUCUGGGACACCAGGUAGCAACAGAUGCUUUGGUUGCUAUGGAAAAGGCAAUGAAGCGAGAUAACAUCGUGGUAAAUGAUCGUCAGCUUGCUUGCGCUCACAUCACUUCCCCUGAAGGUCAGGACUAUCUGAAGGGCAUGGCUGCUGCAGGCAACUAUGCAUGGGUCAACCGCUCAUCCAUGACCUUCCUCACACGCCAGGCAUUCUCCAAAGUAUUCAGCACUACACCAGAUGAUCUGGAUAUGCAUGUGAUUUAUGAUGUGUCCCAUAACAUUGCUAAAGUGGAGGAGCACAUGGUGGAUGGUAAACAGAAGACACUGCUGGUGCAUCGCAAAGGCUCCACAAGAGCUUUCCCCCCUCACCACCCCCUCAUCGCUGUCGACUACCAGCUCACUGGUCAGCCUGUGCUCAUUGGUGGCACAAUGGGCACCUGCAGCUAUGUGCUGACAGGCACCGAACAGGGGAUGACGGAGACGUUUGGUACCACCUGCCAUGGCGCUGGUCGAGCACUGUCCCGAGCGAAAUCCCGUAGGAAUCUGGACUUCCAGGACGUUUUGGAUAAACUAGCAGACAUGGGCAUUGCCAUCAGAGUAGCUUCACCCAAGCUUGUCAUGGAGGAGGCUCCGGAGUCCUACAAAAAUGUGACAGAUGUGGUCAACACGUGCCACGACGCAGGCAUCAGCAAGAAAGCCAUCAAACUCCGACCCAUUGCUGUCAUUAAGGGAUAAACAUAGAUGCUUCAUGCACAUCACUACAGGGUUAAACCCAGAAAACGCUCACAUGAGCCAUCAUCAGAAACUGCAGAGACAAGGCCUCAUCAUGCCAAGCACUUCAGAAGGAGCAACUCCUGCCUUGGGGCUUCUGCACCGUUUAUUGGGACUGGCCUUUCAACAUGUGUGCCUAACACUGCACAGAAAAACAAAGCUCAGAAGAUGAGGAAAAGAUGAAUAUUUUGUUUACCUAAAGGCUUUACUAUUAUGAGGUCUGUGUGACUAAUACACUUUUGUUUGUGGUAUUAAAGGUGCAGUUUGUUGGGAAAUAAUAAAUUAAAGUGAAAGCAGCAAUAAAUGAACGAUUGCUGUGCUA